This is a messenger RNA of Endocarpon pusillum Z07020, 2430 nucleotides long. RefSeq lists its product as uncharacterized. The record is from RefSeq and is a predicted model, not a curated record. Bases 1 to 2430 code for a protein of 809 amino acids. The transcript has 3 exons. NCBI's taxonomy places the organism in Eukaryota, Fungi, Ascomycota, Eurotiomycetes, Verrucariales, Verrucariaceae. Gene Ontology annotation, molecular function: ADP binding; protein binding.
AUGGUGAGAGCAGAUUCCUGCAAGAACGGAGACCUCCUCCAUCUCGCAGCUCGCCCAAAUGCUGCCCAAAUGACCGCCCUGCAGGCAAAGAUACUGGAUAUGGGGCACAAUGCAACAUUCUCAGGUGAUCGAAACCAAGGCCUCCAAGUCGGCAUUUCUUCCGGCACGAUCAACAAUGUCUUCAAUAUCGAAUCAGCAACCAAAAUCACUCCCAAUUACCAGCUUGGCUUGAGGCUCAGCGAGGCACCGCAAAUUGACGAUGAUCUUUUUGUCGGAAGAGAACCGGAACUCGAACAGCUGGAGGAGUGGCUUUCACCAAAGACCACAAAACAAAACAUUGUUGCUGUGUCAGGUCUUGGAGGGAUGGGCAAAACUCAGCUAAGCAUCCACUUCGCGAAACAUCACCAUAAAAGCUAUUCUUCGGUACUCUGGUUCAACGCCAACAAUGCAGCCACUCUUACAACUGGCUAUGUUCAGUUGGCAUUGUGGCUCAUCGGCCAAGAAGAGCGUAGAAGCGAGGAAAACCAGCCCGAUGAAGAUCAAGCGGUUCGAUAUGUACGACGGUGGCUAUCACAGCCAGAGAACGACCAGUGGCUGGUUAUUUACGACAAUUACGACGAUCCCCAGAUGCCUGGAAUCAAAAGUUCCACUGGAUAUGAUAUCCGGCAGUUUUUCCCAGAAAGAACCCAAGGUUCCGUCCUGAUAACAACACGCUUUUCGGGUCUUACAUUUGCCAAUCGUUUACCGCUACUCAAGUUUGAGGAUAUAGACCAAAGCCUGACCAUUCUGGCAAAUUGGUCGGGCCGGUCGACUGAAGAAGGUGCACGUAAACUUGCCAACCGACUAGCUGGGCUGCCGCUGGCGUUGACCACGGCAGGAUCAUACCUUAGGAAGACGACAGAUAGCUUCAGCGAUUACCUACAGAUGUACCAAGAGAGCUGGGACGACCUCGCGGACAAUAGCAACGAGCUACUCGAAUAUGCGGAUCGAACUCUUUAUUCUACAUGGAAUAUGUCCCUGAAACAGGUUCAAGAUCAAGAUCCUGAGGCGGCGAAUCUCUUGCGAUUGAUGGCCUACCUAAGCAAUCAGGACCUCUGGUACGAACUCUUCCAAGAAGGGGCCGAAUCCGGGCCAGCCUGGUUGCAGGAUGUAGUGAAGAGCAAGCCAAGAUUCAAUAGGGCCAUAACUAAACUUCAAGAGUAUUCACUAGUGGAGGUUGGGGCAGGAACCUAUAGCUUACACACCUGUGUGCAUGACUGGACGCUGGAAUAUCUCAAUCGCGGGUUUGAUGCAGAAUUCUGCCUGCUGGCCAUCCACUGUAUUGCGCAAAACACCAAGCAUCAUGACAACGACGCAGACUUCUGGAAGCUCACUCGUCGACUUGGUCAACACGUCUCACGGCUGGAACAUGGUCGGCUAGAAGGGUUGAUAGACUGGAGUGGUGUGGAUAUAGCGGAUCUAUACGAGUUAGGCUAUCUACACUUAUUUAACCAGCAAUUAGUGGCGGCGGAGAAGAAACUUCAGUUGUCUCUACAAGGUCACGAGGAGCGAUUAAGUAGCAAUGACCUAAAAACCUAUCGCCUGGCCGGAACGCUGGGAAUGGUCUACCGGAGACUGAAUAAGCUACCCGAGGCUGUGAUGAUGUUCGAGAGGGCGCUGAAAGGCUGUAUAAUGAUAGUGAAUUCCAGCCAUAUCGGUACACUGAAGCUCGAUAUAUUCAAUAUUCUGGUCAACGUGUCCCCAGGCCAGGAUAAGACGACCGAGGUGGAAAUGUUGUAUCAGCAUCUACUUGAAGGAUCUCAGAAGACACGGGACAUUAGCUUUGCAACUGAAUGGAUACUUUAUGUGUUGUGCCAGCUGGGCCCUGUCUACUCGGCUCAGGGCAAGAUAAAUGAGGCGGAGAUAAUGUUGAAGGGGGCACUCCAAGGCUAUGAGAAGAUAUUGGGUGCUGACGACAUUUGGACUUUAUAUGCACAGCUUGAUCUGGGCUUGCUUUACAGGGCGCAGCGUAAGCUGGUUGACGCUGAGAAGAUGUUCAUGAAAGUGUUGAAAGGAAAUAAGAGACUUCUAACUGCAGAGCAUCCUAACACUUUUCAUUUAUUGUAUAAUCUGGGACUUGUCUACAGGGACCAGGGUAGGCUGGUAAAGGCUAGGACCGCCUUUCAGCAGGCAUUGAAGGGGUAUAGUAAAGCAUUUGGUCCUGACCACGAAGACACUAUGAAAGCAGUGACAGGUUUACGUUUGGUGAAUGAACGUAGAAAGAGAAAUGGAAUUAGGACAGCGAGGGCAGGCGAGAGAGGGAGUGAAGAUGAGGAAGAAACCAAAGGCCAGGAAGACAGUGAAAGCGGCGAAGAAAGUGAAGACGAAGGAGAUUGUGAAGACGGUGAAGACGGUGAAGACGGUGAAGACGGUGAAGAAGACGGACGGUGA